AUGCGUCGCGGAGCUCCUGGCGGAGAUCCGUACCAAAGGUAUCAAUUUUUUUCCUGUACGGAAUUUUUUGUAACUAUCCGAAAGUUAGCGUAUCAUGUUGUUUCUACUAGAAAAAUGUUAAAUUCAAAACUAGCUCUUCAUUUUCAAAAUUUCCUUUUUUGUACUGUAUCUAUUUUUCUACGGAUCAUUCGCUACCACUCUGAUGUGUUUGCGCUCUCUUUUCUCUCUUAUUUUCCAUUUUCAUUUUUCAGUGAACGGCAAUCUAUAGAGAACGCUGUCUCAAGUCGUUGGGAUGUUAGGAUUUGAUUCUUUGAAAGUUAAUCGAUACUUAGGACCUCCAGAGUGGUCCUUAUAGGGGCAAGCUUAGGGGCCUUUGCAGGGUUCCCUCUAGGGUCCACUUUACCAACACCUAUAGGAGUCCCUAAAGCUUGCAAAAGAGGUCCCUAUGAGGUUUUUAACUAGUGGCCACUAUAGGGCACAUGGUAGUCUUGAAACGAACUCUAAGCGAAGUAGCAUUUCCAUGAGAAAAACUGAAAAAAUGAGCGUUUUUUGAAUGAAAUUGAAAGGCCCCUGUAGGGUCCACUUGAGCUUGAGGGGCCAAGAAGUCAGACCCUAAACCCCUAUAGGGACCACCUUUAUUUUACCCCCAUAGAAACCACUUUUCGGCCCCUAUAGGGGUUGUUUUCCAUCCUAACCCCUAAAGGGACCACUCUGCAAAAAAAAUAAAAAGCUUUUUUGCUAUUUACUUUCAAACGAUGCACUUUGGAAAAAUCUAGAUUUUUUCUGACCUUUUGCAAAAAAAAUAAUCAUUUUUCACAUCCCUCUCCCGUUGUCGAAAUGUGGCGUGCAACCAAAUGUCACUUCGAUUCCCAUACACGAAAAAGGUGAUUCCAUUCGGGAACCGUAUCAUUCUGUUUAUUUCCAAUCGUCGUUUCUCCCCGCCAAUUAUCAAGCCGUUUUGCCUGGCGCCUUGUCGAUAGUCGUUAUUAUUAUGAAGAUUGCCGUUUGUAAUGCUUUCCGUCUCUUUGCCUUUUUAGUGUCUUUUGAAUGGAAUAGUGGAGUUUUGCGCUGUUUUAAAAACAACUCGAAUUUUAAUUUUUAGCUUUUUUUCAAAUGAAAAGAUUAUAAAAACCAUUAUUUCUCAAAUUUUUGUUUGAAUAUUUUUUUACAGUUCUAGAAGUUUUUUUAUAUUUAUCUUUUUUUAUCUAUAUAUAUUAUUUUAAUCUCAAGUCAACCUACCCGAUAUUUUUCUUUUUGAUAAAUACGUAGAGAAUCAACGAUUUUUCUUCCUAACGAAUUGCUGUAGGUCAACCAGCUUUUAUAACCUCAAUUAAUCAAGUUUCUAACUAGUGCCUUACAACAGAAAAGACUUAAGAAUUGGCUUUUUUCUAGGAAAGUUGAAUGGGGUCCUGCCUUUGCGUAAAUGUCACUCAUUAUUCUCUCUUUUGGUUUCACACAUCGCCAAAAAAAGGGCGUGGUCUCGUCCCAAACUUCUCAUUUUGCCAUUUGAAACCGAUACUUGCGUGCCUUUUGGUUUUUCCUCUCAGAAGUUUAGAUUUAAAUUUCCCUGCUGCUUGUUUUUUUGUAUAACUGUCUCUUCUUUGGAAUUAUCUCGUUAAAAGUCAUUUUUCUCAAUCAAAAAUGUCAUGCCCUUGGUUCAAAAGAGCAACUCUUUCCACAAAAAGAACAUUAUCGCGCAAGCUUUUAUGGGCAUGGCAUGUACUGCGUAACACCUUUGUCUCUUGUCACCCGUGAAUUCCAAACCGUACAAUCGCAUCUUUGCUAUUCCAAAAGGAACUGAUAGGGAGACGAUGGACUCGAAAUACAUAUAAGUUGAGGGUUUGUUUGACAAGUUUGUAAUCUUUGCGCGGCUCUACCCACGAGUAAACAAUUGUUCAUUUGGACCUCUUAUUAAUAUUACUGUCAUCAAUAAUUUCAUGAGUAAUCACUUAUUAUCCAGUAGUAGAUACUUCAAAACAGGAUAAUUGAUAAAAAAAACUCUACAAUAUUGAAAAAAAAAACAGUUUUUUUCUUCUGAUUUGUGAAAAAAAGUUUCUGAUGAUUUUUUUGGAGCUUCUCUUAGGCCUGCCGUACUUUAUUAAAGGUGUUUUUUUGAGUGGUUUUUAAGCUUUUCACAAAUUUCAUGGUCAUUUAUGAACUUAAGCUUGCCGGAAUUUUUUUAAUUACUUUUUGAAGAAGAUUGUGAAGCCUGCCAGAAUCAAAUCAUCAAAAAGUUCCCUUUCUAUCACAAAAAGUUUCGAAAAAUCUCAUCAAUUUUUAAAGUUUUUUUGAAAAAGAUCUUCUCGAUUAAAAAAAGUGGGUUUCGAGCUAAAUUAGAAAUAAAAGUUCCUAAAAUCGAAUUUAAAAUCUUAAAAAAAAGUAACCAUUUGGUAGCACACCAGCCAUAGCGCUUCUCUUUAUCUUUUCUCACGAGAUUCUUUUUUUUUUUUUUGAUGUGUCAACCCCCAUUCUGAACGAAACGGAUUGGAGGCGUUAAAACGAUUGAGGCGCCAAAAAGUCGCCGGCUUAUCUAUCAGCUCUUUCUUUAUUAUUUUCGACCUCGGGACCUUGUUUUAGUCGUUCAGCUGUAUUCUCAUUUUUAUUACAGAAAAUAAUUGCAACCAAAUUUUCCGUAUGUUCCAACUGUUGUUAAAGUUUCAGAGUUGAGCUUUGCAGAUUUAUCCUUGAUAUAAAGUCUGAAUAUUUUUCAUUUUUUUUUAAGAUGUGGUUUUUUGAACUUUUUCGAAGAAAUUAAAGACCUUUUUUCCUUUGAUAUUCUUCUCAACAAAACAAAAGCCGAUCGGCAAAAUGAUUAUUGCGGGCGUUUCCUCGCACCAUUUCCUAUCGUCGCCUUAUCUUCUCUUUUUUCAACCGGUAAUUCUGUCGCCUUUUUCUCGCACUUACUCAUUCCUUCAGGAAUUUUUGGGUUGUUUUAUGGUGUCACAUUUUGACGUUCCGAGUUGUUCACUUGUGAGCUUGAAGAUUUUGUUCUUGUGUUUUAAAAAUGCAUUUUUCUUGUUUCAGGGAGAAACUGUAAAUAUUUUUUUCAAGUUUGAACGACAUUUUUGAAUAAAAAAAAAUCGUUGGAACUAUCUUCUAAGGGUCCCUCUUUUUGCAGUCGACCCUCGCCGGGUUACUACUACUCGCGACCAGGUGGUAUCCCUGCCGCUGCGCCGUCACCAUCAUACUCUCAACAGUCGCGAGCACCAAUGUCUCAACCUAUUGGUGAUUUUUUUUUGAGUUUUUUGAGAGUCGACCUGAUUUGAGAGCGUUUAGGUUAAUAUUCAAGAAGAAGAAUUUGAAUUUUAUGCGUCAACUAAUGUAUAGGAUAUUCUAUCAAGCCUUGGUUUUCACACAAUUAUGAAUUCGACAGGUCGACGAAGCGCUGACUACCGCGCCGAGCCGCGAUAUGAGCGCGACGUCCGUGAGCACGGCUUCGCGAGUGCCGAGCCGCGACUUGAGGACAAUACCCCGUCGUACAACGUCGAGCAUUUGGCGACGUUCGCCGUGGGUCGGCAGUUCGGGCUGACCGUGCCGGCGGAUGGAAUCCGAAAGCUCAAACAAAUGGAGAAGAACUCGGCGAUCUGGGCCCAGCCGCUCAUUCUUCGGUUUCGGCAGAACAUCGUCACUGUCGAGGAUGAGAAUGGGGUACGGUCUUAAAAGCAUUACCAUUAGAAGAAGUAGUAAGGCUAGAACGUUCAUUUUUCGAACUCAUGCAUCGGCUGGAUCACACCCCAGCCAUUUGCGCGCGAAAAAAAAAUUUGAAAAUGUACUGAGGGGGUAGGUUGCAUCCUGGGGUGGAAUCCAGCUGACUUAUGUUCGAACUUCAUAAUAAUCUUGAGAGUCCGCCACGACUUGACAGUUUUUUCGCAUGUCUACGUUUCUCUGUUCCCUCACCGGCGAGGUCAUAGAAAAGCGAAAAUAGCGCAUCCACAAGAGAGGGUCAUCGAGAGACGAGGAGGGCGGAAGUCCCGCCCUUUCAAGUCGCGAAAAACGGGCUAUAGAUGUUUCCAAGAUCACAGCUUUUUGAGGCUGAAAAAAAAGUUUUAGAAGAGCUUAGUCAUGGUUUUUCAAGUCAUCUCAGCUCCUAUGUGAUAUUUGAAAGAAGUAAUUGAGCCAAAUGUGGUUAAGGACCUCGUGGAGCAGUUCCCGUUGGACCUCAUCGAGCAACCAACGGCUCAUGUUAGCAGCGACCCUCGCGACACCUACAACAAUAUGUUGCUUUUCGUCGUCCGAGAGGACCGCAAACGAACCAACACACCCACGGAGAUGCACAUUUUCCAGGUGAACUAUUGAGUCUUUCACAAGUUUGGAUAACCAAAAAAAAAACAAUGAAAAUUCUCCUCCAACAUAAGGUGACCAAAGAAACAUGAAUAUUUGGAAUCCAGCCAAUGAAUACCCUUCUUCUCUUACCAUCACACGAAAAUUAAUGCGCUGAAUUUACGAGCGCCUGCGAGUUUUAAAUGAUAAGCAAAGCAGAUAUCGAAUCGUCGCGGUGUUUUGCAUACAUCGUAACGCGCAACAUUUUCUUUUAGAUUGGGGAUGCAAAGUAACUAAUAAAUGUUUCUGACAGGGGGGUCAUUUUAUUUUUGCGAUCGAGAAAUUCUUGAAAAUCAGCCAGAACACUUCCCGAUGUACCAGAUGGAGAUACUACAAGUCUCAACCUGCACAGCUUCCUAGUUUUCGAGAAAUGAGGGCUUAAAGUCAAAUUAAACCAUCGGAACACGUAAAAUUAGGAUUUUCCCAGCAAUGUGUCUAAAGAGAGAUAAAAUGAUAAUCUCGGGAUCAUCUAUCUCAGGAUAAUCUUCUCAUUUUUCCCUUUCCUUACUUACUGAGCGAUGAACACGGCUUAGUUGGCGAUUGAAAGAUUCAUUGAACGAUCAGGCUCUGUAAAACCGAAUAACAACUUAUCAGGGCCUGUCUGAAGCUUAGUUGAUUAGCAUCACCGAUAUAGCCGACUCGCGGCUGACUUCGGACGUGAGAACCCGCGGGACCAUAAAUGGGCAGACCAUUUUUAGAGGCCGCCGACCCUUCUUCCAAUCAAAGAAUACCUCCACCAACCAUACAGACUUUUUCUUUUUUGGGUCAAAACCCUUUUUCGAUGGCUCAAGCCAUUGGUUUUUCAAAUUUUUGGCAGACCCAAGUGCAGCACCAAAAAAGUCCCUGUAGUUUUGUAGUUUUGUAUUUUUGAGCAACACCAAAAAGAUCUCCAUGCAUUUGACAGUCCUAAGAGCCGCACUAAAAAUUUUCAUAGGCAGUCCUAAGGAAUAAAAAAUGACCUCUCCCAGGAACUAUCGAUUUUCUACUGUGAAUCAGUAACAGGAUUUCGAUUACUGUGUUUUUUUUUUACAGUGCAACCGAGUGGCGGCAAACGAAGUGGCCGACGACCUGCAGGCGUACAUCCGCGGACAGUUUCGUCGUGUCAGAAACGGACGCCGCAGCAGUUCCAGCUUCCCGCCGCAACAACGUAAGUUUUCAAUAUAUUUGGCUGAUCGGAUGGGAUUCUGUCCGUUCAUACAUCGGCUGGAUCUACCACCACCUUCCAGUCGACGUGUUUUUCUGUUUUAAUUGUCUAAAUAAGCGCUGGUCGAAAUUCAUAGUGAGGCUUUAAAAUGGCUGGUUAUCGCAUUGGGAAAUGAUUGCAUUUGUCGUCAGUAGGAAAAGAUCGUUUUUAAAGUUCAUUUCCGUUGAAUUGAGAUGUUUGGCGCCUUUUGAAAGUAUUAGAACUUUACAGAAUGUGAGCAAACUAGAGUUCAAAAAUUUAAACAAAAAAUUGAAACAAUGGGAAUGUUUUCAUUCAGUUUUUCAGCCGAAAGUUUGAUUUAUUGCAAUUUUUCAACCUAAAAUUCCAAUAAAAUAAGUAAAAAGAUCAAAAAAGCGUUCACCGUAAGUCGAGAAAGUUUUAAAAAAAAAUUGCUUCUUUUGUUUAUUAUGCUGCACAUGAGUUUCACCUGUGAAUUUUAUCGACUUUUUUUCCCACUCCGAGUCUCGGAAAAUUUGAUAAAAGACGCUGGAAGAGCCAUGUCAUUGUGGAAUGCGAGAGCGAUAAAAACCCAACUCUUUUCCUUGUCGUUUCGGCCUCUUUUUUAUUUCGAAUAACGUUGUUCGUGACGCGCUCGGUGAGGAUGUUUGAGCGGGUAAAAGUUAUCAAACGGCCCCCCGCCUCGGGCAAAUAUUCUUUCCAGCUUUUUUCGUUAGUUGAACUAUACUGAUAAUGUCAUUUUUUUUACUUUGAUGUGAAUUUUUUCCAAGCUGUCGGCGUGUGCUUUGUUGUAUCGAAAAUUAGGACCACAGCAGGGGGAUUUGUAUUUUUAAAAAGCGAUUUUUUUGAUUUUGAUCGAGGUUGGGGCUUCAUUACUGAAUCAUUUACCUGAGGUUAUGAUAAAAACUUUUUUUAACUUUUUUGAAUAUCACGAUUAAUGUUUUUUUACAAUUUAAUGAUUUCAAAUAAGUUUUUAGGUAACCAGUGUGAAAGUUCAUCACUCAGAAAUUUCGAAAUUAUUUCCAGUUCUUCAACUUUUUUUUCUCAUUGGAACUCAGAAGAGGUAGUUUCAAUUUUUGAGAAUCAGUUGAGGCAAGAAUGAACUUUCUACGUGGAAAAGGUGUUCUUUGUUUUUCAUAUUGUACGCGAGUUUUUAACUAAAUUCAAAGGGUUCAUGAAUUCUCAGGAAAAAAUAGGUUUUUGCAAAAUUAGUAAGAAAAUGUGCAUAAAACAGAAUAUCAAAGCUGCAAAAAAUAAUUUUUUUGCAAUUUUAAUAUCACUUGUUAUCUUUUUAUUGAUUUCCCUCACAAUACCAACUUUCCGGCCGUUAUCUUUGGCCUAUUUCGUUGUGUUUCUUGUUGAAAUUUUCCUCCUCGCUCAUCUUCCAGAAUAUAUACUUUUCAAAGUUAUAAAAAAAUUCAUUUUUCAGAAAUGCCCUUCUACCCGCCAGAUGAUGCGAGCAUCAGCAGCGAAUCGACAGAAUUAUUUGAACGCGAAGUCGUGAGUUUAUUAUUAUUUUUUUCGAAAAAUGAAUCUAUAUCAAAGUUUUGCAGAACACCCUGAAUCGUUGCUUCGACGACAUUGAACGUUUUGUGGCCCGGAUUCAGUCGGCUGCAAUCGCACAGAGGGAAAUUGAGCAGCAGGUUUGACUUUUUGUCGAUGACACAUAGCUUUUUUGUGGUUCUUUUUAAUGCUGAAUCGCUUAGGAAGGGGGGAAUCAUUGAGUGAUUAUUGGAGAAAGUAUUUGAAGAAACUAUAAAAAAAUUUAAAGAAAAAAAAAUUCAGAGUUGUUUACUUUGCUCGAGCUUCGAUAUUGUUUCAUUAGAAUAAUCCAAAAACCUUGUUUGAGGCUUCAAAAAUACUUCCUAAAGCAGUAAGCGGAAGGUUUUUAGGUAUAUCCCAAGUAAAGCGCAAAAAGCUUCCUCGGAACAGUUCCCCCCCCAACAAUGAAGAUUUUUUCCAACCUCAAAAAUAGAAACUCAGCCAACGAAACGUAAUAAAAAGACGCCGAUAAGGUCUUUCGAAGGUCUCUUUUUAGCUGAAUUUUUCUUUUUUGUUUCCGACUCAAAAUAUUGUUUGACUAGACUUGACCGUUGAUCUGCGCGGUUCUGGGAGACUAAAAGUUAUCUCCACUGUCAUUAUUUUGUAUUUGUAAACUCUCUUUCGAUUCUUGUUCUAAUGUGUUUUUGCAGAAUUAUCGCUAUCGGACGGCUCAACGAAGGGAUAAGCGGCAGAAUGCGCCGGAUCCGAACGGAAUCCUCUACAGACGAGCUCAGUUACCAAUCGAAGCGGAGUUCAUCGACGUCUUCAAGAAGUUCAAGCUGUCGUUCAAUUUGCUCGUGAGUCUUGAAUUGAGUAUUGAUAAUAGCAAAAUGUGCAGCUUUUAAGGAUUUAUGAGAGAAUCUUGAGCUUCAAUACUACCGAUUUUCAAAAGCUCUCCAACUCAGAAAUUCUGCAGGCAAAGCUGAAAAACCACAUCCACGAGCCGAACGCCCCGGAACUGCUGCACUUCCUGUUCACGCCGCUGUCGGUGAUCCUGGAGGCGUGCCAUUGGGGCCUGGGCCGAAACUUGGCUCCAUCCGUCCUCUCGCCGCUUCUUUCCUUGGAAGCACGAGAGCUCAUGCAGAACUGUCUGAACAGCCGCGAGAGCGACAUCUGGAUGAGCCUCGGCGAGGCCUGGCGCACUCCGCCGUCAGUUUUUUCAUUGAAGAUUUUGGAAGAUUCUUAAUAGAUGAUUUUUUUAUUUCUGGAAACGCCGUUAUUUUACAACUUCUUCGAAUUUAAACCUAUCAUGAUGAUCUUAGUUUCCCUACUAAGAGAAAGAAGCAUGUCUGGGAAACGAUGAAACCAAAACUCGAAUGAAACUUGAUUCAUGAGCAGCGCCUAAAUCUGUUGGCAGUUCUGAAAGCAGCGAUACAAAAUCCUUAUAUUUUAGGCAGUCCAAAAAACAGCACCAAAAAGCUAUCCAUAUUUUUUUGGAUUUGAACUUUAUUGGUUAGCAGCGCCGAAAUCCGUUGGCAGUUCUGAAAGCAGCAUCAAAAAGCUAUCCUUAUAAUUUUGGCAGUCCAAAAAGCUAUUCAUAUGAUUUUGGAUUUGAACUUCAUUGGUUAGCAGCGCUAAAAUCUGUUUACAGCCCUAAAAGUGGUGGCGAAAAAUUCUUAUAUUUUAGACAGUCCAAAACGCAGCACCAAAAAAAAAAAGCUAUUUAUAAGGUUUUGGACUUGGAAUUUAGUAGUUAGCAGCCCCGAAAUCUGUUCGCAGCACCAAAAAGCUUAUUUGGCAACACCCCGAACAACUCCUAGAAAGAUGAAAAUUUCAAAUUUCAUUCCAGAGAGGACUGGGCAGGAAACCUACCACCGCCUUACCGGCCAAUGUUCAUGGACGGUUUCGCGCCGUACGGCGUUGCCGACAGAGGAACUCCCGUGCCGAAUCCGCUGCAUCGAGGACAGUCUGCCCCGCCGGAACACUACAGACAGCCGCCGUCGUCGCGUGAACGAAACGCUCUCGAUACGGUAUAUAAAUUUAGCUUUGCGAGUUUUUUAGGAUUAGAAUAACGAACUGAUUGCGCUUCCAAGUAUUGGAGGUUUUUCAACUGGAUGAAAUUAUCAAGUUUUAAUGGUAUAGGGCUUCUCUGGAGUAUCUCCUUACUUCUUUACCCAUUUUUUUUUUCUCAUUGGUCACCUGUCCGCUGUCCUUGUUUCUGUGCAUGAGCUUUUGUUCCUUCAGGCGCCAAAUACGCCCGUCUCGUCCCGAAAUCGCCCGUCGCGUCCGCACCGCAACAUGAGCGUUGACAAUGUGAGUUUCUUUCGACAACUAUCCCUCAUGUUAUUUCCUAUUAUUUCCUUUUUUCCGAAAUUUAUUUCCUAGGGUGAAUUAUGGAAAAAAAGUGUUAAAGGGCGUGAUCUGAAAUGUCGUGGUCGCACGUAAAAUGGCCUGAAAUGUUGCGCUUGGAACUGAAAUCACAGCCGGUCUGACAUUCAGCAGCUAGCUUUUAUUGUCAGUGCGCGCAAGCCGCUACGGGUCGGGUGCAACUUCACGCGUCGAGCCAUUCCACAUGCGAACAAGAGUUCUCCAUUUGAAAAAAAUUUAAGUUUACAACAAUUAUCCGAAUCAAGAAUAUCAGGAAAUGAAAUUGGGCUAUCUUUUCGCAUGAUUUUUUUUCUGUCGCCUUAAAAAUAGGCAACUCCCACUUUCCCUUCAAUUUUACCCUCUCGUUUUCCUCUUGUUUCAUUCAGAUAUAUAGUUUUCCCUGGGAAAAACAAUUUGCACGUUUUUUGGUUUCUUUUCAUGCAUAUCUUACGUUGGUAGGCAUGGUUUUGUUGGAACUGGGGUCUCCUGAAAGAAAUUUUCUUUUUGAAAAAAAAAACUGAGCAUUUGAAGAAAAUUUUGGUUCAAAAAAGUUCCUGAUUUUUUGGAAUAUCUUCCAAUAGAUUCAUAGACGUUCAAAAUUUUUCCAGCUGGAACUUGAUCGGCUGUCAUUGGAACGAGAACGGCUGGAAUUCGAAAAGGCCAAGAUUGUCGAGAGGGAGAGUCGCCUGAGGGCAGAAGAGAAGCAGAUUGAGUGAGAAAAAUGAUGAACUCGGCUUUAUUUUCAUGAUACUGAUUAUUAUAGAGACGAGAAACGUCGCAUGCAGGCCGAGAAAAGUUUGAUCAAAAAGGAAAGUCGUGAAGAGCCGCCCGUCGUCAACAAUGCGCGAUACGAUCCGUUCGUUUAUCAUUUUUUAUUGAGGACCGAACUAGUGAAAAAAAAAGCAAAAUUGAGCUUUGAUAAUUAGGCAACGUUGGAUCAAGAGCGCUCCAACGAAAUCUUUCUCUGAUUGACUUGAAACUUGAAGGCCUUUUUGUUCAUUAGAGCGCACUUGUCAAGCUAAAUUCAACGGAAUAAAAGAAAUAAUUUUUUGGAAAAUCUUUGAGGUUCGAAAAAGUUGGGAUCAUGCAAGGCUUGCGUACUUUGCGUUAAGCAAAAAGAAACUGGCAGGUUUUGAGAAGGAAAAUAAGUGAUAAAAUUAAUAAAUCAACUGGCUUUUUUAUUGAAGAAAGAUGUCAUGAAAAUAACCUGAGGCUUAGAAGUCUUUUCGAAGAAACGAAAAUUAGGCUAACAAAACUGAAGUGAAGCGAGGAGAAGGUCCCAAAAAAGCCCAAAAAAAGUAAGACAGAGGGGUGAAAGCGGACAUAAACUGAAGCAAAACGGACAGACAUAUAUUUCUUUUUUUAUUAUUUUUUUAUGAAAAAUUAGGAAAAAUUCCAAAAAUUCCACCACUUCCAGUGUGCUGCCCCAGCCGUCGCCGGCACAGCGACAGCCACCGUACUCCAACGUUCGCGUCGUCGUCGACGCCGACACGUCGCCGCGACAACAAGCCUUCAUCGACGACGUCGUUUCGCGCGCUGGAAAACUCGUUGUCGCGACGUUUGACCGCGUCGCCCAGAACCCCAAGGAGUUGACCGUCAGCCGCGGCGAGUACCUUGAGGUUUGAGUUCAUUUCCUCAAACUAAAAUCUGAACUUUUCUAGGUGCUGUACGAUGAGAAGAACUGGUGGGAGUGCAAGAAUAUGCAUCAAAGAGUCGGAUACGUGCCACACACGAUCCUCUCCAUGGUGCCGCUCGAACAUCAGCAGCCUGCCUACGCCGUUCGUUUUUAUGAUUUUUAUAAAUGACUUAAGCAGUUUACGAGUUUAUUAUUUUUUCAGUAAUGGUUUUUCAGAUUUAGCAAUGAUUUUUAAAUGUAGAGGAUCGAGUAGCGUAAUAACAAUCAAUUAAUAUAACUGUUGAAAAAUAGAGUCAUUUUGUAUCUUUGGGUUGAAUUUGGAGACUUUGAACCAGUGAGAAAGUUUGUAGGAGAUUUCGAGGACCAGAAACACGUUUUUGGGCUCUCUUUGGGUAUCAAAAAAAUAAAAUGAAACUGACUCAAUUUUGAUUCCAAGAGCCGUUUGCAAGCCUAUUCUCAGUUGGAAAGUAAAGAAAAAAUUUGAAAUUCUUUUUCCGAUUUUAUUUUUUAGUUGUUCUCUUAUUUAGACGUUCAGAAGAGAAAUUAUUUUGUUGAAUUGAGAAAUAAUAAAUUUUUUUAACACUCGAACAAAAUCGUAUUGGUGGAUAUUGCCGCUGAAAGGAAGAGGCUCGAAAAAGGUCGCAAAAAGGCAGAAAAAAGAGACCUUCAAUUUUUUCUGAAAUUUAAAAGGCUCAAGAAAUGGUGGAGAAAGGAAGAGGCAGCAAAAAUGGUGCAUAAGAGGCGGUGAAAUAGCACAAAAAGGCAGCAAAAAAGGAGCUUUUGUCUUCCUAAAAGGAACAUUUCUACGCAGCUUUUUUUUCCACCCGUUUUGACUUUGUCCAUAGAAAAAGUCUGUCUUUUUGCUGCCUUACUGCGGCUUUUUUGAGCCUCUCCCUUUUAGCGGCCAUUAUCCACCAUUCCGACUUUGCCCGAGUCUAUGCCAGUUUUUGGAGAAAAAUAAACAAUGAAAAUCAAUUUUAUCAAAUUGCUCUUCCAAAUUAUCGUGAUUGGUUGCAAAGGACAAAACUUCUUUUUUUCAGUCGCCCAACGGUGGAGCGAUAUCGCAACGACAUCUGCCGCCAGCGCCAGGUAUGCUGCCGGACGACGCGCCGUCCUACGUGAAAGAGCGUCAGGGAAAACGCGGCGAAUUUCGCUACUUCUAAAUAAAACAAGAGAAUAAAUUCAAAAUGAAUCAGGAACGUCUACUCCCAACUGUGAUAUAGGCUUUUUAUUCAAUUUUUCUUUUCGAAUACCGUGUAACUGAAUGCUCAACCUUUUUUUUCAAUCUUCUUUUUCAACCAAAAACAACAAAUUUCUAACCUAUAACUGGGAUCGUUGGCUUGAGAAACGCGAUUGUUCAUGUCGGGAAGCUUUUCUGGAAUCUAAGCGAUGCUAGUACAAAUUUUGAACGGUCGCACUGCGAAUGGCUUGAAACGUAUAACCAUUCCAAAUGCGACCGGGAAGUUCUAAAUUGAAGGAAAAUCGAUAGCAGCCCCAAAAAUGGCCAUCAUGUUCUUAAGCCAACGGUGAAUACACUAAAAUCUUUCGAUUAACGCGACUAAUGCUCACUCGCCAAUACUAAUCGUUGGAAAACUUCUCUAUCUGCACGUUUUUUCCUCUUUUAAAAAAUAAUAGAAGAAAAUAUAUGUCUGUCCGUUUUGCUUCAGUUUCUGUCCGCUUUCAUCCCCUCUGUCUUACUUAAUUUUUUUUGGGCUUUUUUUUUGGGACCUUCUCCUCGCUUCAUUUCAGUUCUAAUAGCCUAUAUUUCAUUUUUCAAAAAGACUUCUAAGCCUCAGGUUAUUUUCAUGACAUCUUUCUUCAAUAAAAAAAGCCAGUUGAUUUAUAUUUUUUUAUCACUUAUUUUCCUUCUCAAAACCUGCCAGUUUCUUUUUGCUUAACGCAAAGUAUGCAAGCCUUGCAUGAUCCCAACUUUUUCGUACCUCAAAGAUUUUCCAAAAAAUUCUUUUCCUUUUUUCAGAUGUCCGUUUUCAUGAAUUUAGCUUGUCAAGUGCGCUCUAAUGAACAAAGAGGCUUGUCAAGAUUCAAGCCAAUCAGAGAAAUAUUUCGCUGGAGCGUACUUGACCCAACAUUGCCUAAUUCUCGAAGCUCAAUUUUGCUUUUUUUUUCUCAAAGUUCUUGCUUCUGCUCCCAUAUCUUAAUUGUGCCAAUAUUUGCAAGGUUUCUCUUUCUUUUUGCGCCUUUUCCUGAAAAUAUCUCUUUUAUCGAUUUUCGAAAGUUAUAUGUUAUGUUAUUGAUCUUGAGAAGAGUAAAUUAUUUAUAUAUAUGAAUCUUGCAACCUUUGUUCUGUGCACGUCGCAUUAAAAAAACUGAAAAAAAAAUCAAUUAAAGGGAGAAAGGUAUUUGGCGAGGAGCAUUGGUCGCAUUGAAGGGAAAGAAUCAAUAAUUAAACUUGGAAAUGAAAGAAAAAAAAAACUUUUUAAGUCGAAAACCAAUUAGUUUUAACUUCUUUUGGAAAAAAAUUAAAAGAUUUUCAUUUUAAAUAAUUUCAAAGUUUUCCGAUAGAUUCAGUGUAAAAUGUUCUAAAAAACUUGCAUCAAGGAAAUUUUCGAAGCAAAAUUUUGUGUAAAUUCAAAGAUUAAUCAGUGAGCCUCUACGAAAAUUUUCUCGAAAAAAAAAGUUUUUCAAAUUUUCCGAGAAGGCCAGAAGGAAAAAAACGAAUAGAUGAACAAGUAAUCUGAAAUAUUGAAGACUGUAACGGACGUAAAUUAUAAAAUGAAGUUUGGAACUCAAAACCAAAAAAAAAAACUGAGCAUUAUUAGUGGUACAAUCGACUCGACACAUGACCGUUUCCGACGCCGGCGUCCAGGUCGAAAUAAAGCAGCAGCAUCCGCCACAGCCACCACCACAACCGCCACAGCCAGUCUACGUUCCUCCGCCACCUCCUCCUCAGGUUAUCAUCGAUAAAUACAAGUUAACGUGAAAGAAAAAAAUUUGAGAAAAAGAAAAAAAUGAAAAUUUCGAAAAAAACGAAACUCCUCUUGACGUGUGCGCUGGCGCGACGUUUCACGAGAAAUAGUCGUCAUUUUUCUGCUCAAGUUUUCUUAUAUCCUGAUUAUUGUAAUCGCAGUUUUUCUUCUGCAAAACUGUUUUAAUUUCUUUUUCUGACUGGUUUUCAUCCUUUAUCAUAUUUCUUUUAGCAGCAAAAAAAAAUUUUUUUAAAAAAAUUUGAAAUUAGUUUUUAAUGAAAAAUUUGAUUUCUUUAUUAUUUUUCUGUAUUGAUAUUGAAGAUAAAUAAGUAAAUAUUCACUGUUUAUCUCUUUUUGACUCCAAAAAAAGUUUUUCUUGUCCAUUUAAAAUUUAUAAAAAAACUUCGGCAGUAUGUUAAAUUUCGUCAGCGGUGAAUGCACGAGAAACAUUAUAUUUCACGACUUUUUUGUAGGCGGAUUUUUAUUUGGAUACACCGUGUUUCGCUUCAAAGCUACGUUGAAAAAUUCGUAAUAACACGGCGAAAUAGACCGUAUAAGUCACUUAAGUAUAAUUGGUAGCCCUGGCAGAAUCUUUUGAAUUCAAGUUCUGCUGUUUCGAAGUUGAUUUCUUAUUUUAUCACAAAAAUAAGUGUUGCUCCCCUUUUCAAACUGUUUCAGAAUAUUUUCGUGUGAGAUUUUUGUUGUUUAAAAGCGCAAAUCGGGCUUUCCUCCUCUUUUUUGUUGCUUGAAACGAAUUUUGAAAUUCAGGUGAUUGUCGCUCCUCCGGCUCCACCUCCACCGCCAGCUCCCCCCAUUUCCGACUUCCAGCAGCGAAUUCAACAGAAAGCGUUGAAGCAAACUGUAAAUAUUCAGAUAUACAGGAAUUUACAUUGAAGUUUUGUGUUUUCAGAGUCAACCGGAGUCUCCGCGCGAAAACCUGUACUCCCCACCGCGUCCGGCCAUCGAUAUCUCACGUCGUACCGCAAGUCAUUUUCAAAUCUCAUUCUUUAAAACAUUGAGUGCAGUGAGAAAGGGUUGAGAGAUGUUACAGGCUUCGAAACGGGAAUAAUCCAUGUUAAAUUUGGUCAAACUGAAAUUUUGAUACAAAAAUUGUUUUGCCAGUUGUUUUGGUACAUGUUACAAGUGGACUGCGGACUGUGAUUCAGCAUGGCGUUUUUUUGGCGACACCAUAUAUUGUUUUCCGUAAAGUAUAGUGUGUCGUGUGCAUACACUGCGGCGCUCUGGCACACGCCGCGUUCAACGCAAUAUUCGCGAACUGAAAUUCAGUUAUAUUUUUCACUCUCUGGUGGCUAUUUUGACUUUCGCGGAAUUACUUUCAACACGGCAUGUGUUUUAAAACAAAAAAAAAACAGAAAAAUUGCGUUUAAAAAAAAAUGAGAAAUAUAUUCCUCUCGGGACCCAUUUAUGCGCCUUUAAUGUUCCUGUUGAUUACGCGUUUUUUUCCCAUGACGCCACAUGGGAACAGCGGAUAUUUUGACCACGCCUCCUUAAUAUUUGGUUUUUCAUUUUCUUCUACUAACAAAAACGCCGUGUCAGACAAUGCUUCAGAAACUUUUAAAAGUUACAAAAUAAGAUUUUGAAUAUUUUCAAAGGCACCAGACCUGUUUCAGACUAGUCUAAAGUGGUACGAAAAUUUUUCAAAAAUUGUUAAUUUUUUCUAUUGCGGUAGUAUUACGGUAGCUUCACAAGGACUUUUUGAGCGAGCAAAAAUUUCCAAAAAUCAGGAAAAGGGCUCAGAAUGUAGCGGAUGCUGUAGUUGGGGACCGGCGACUGCGUUCUAGGCUUUUACACGGGAUUUUGAUAUCAGUAUAAAUUAUUAAAGUUUUGAUUGCAGAUCCACAGUUGAUUGGAGAAUUGAGCGAGACGAUCAGCAGAAGAGAUGGAAAUGCGCUGAGAGCAGCUGGAAGCCGUCAAGCCAAGGUGACUGGGCAUUCUUCAAGGAAAAUGAGCCUUUUUUUUUAAAAUUUGUUAUGUGAGGGUCAAUAACGAGAUCAUUGAUUGGAUUUUGAAAUGAUUUUCCUCCAGGUAGCCAUUGAUGAGCGGUCGACACCUGAAGAAGUCUCCCUUUGGUUGCAGGUCAAAGGGUUCUCGCCAAGGUCAGUUUCAAUCAUUUGAUUUUAGAAAGAUCGGUUUUUUUUCAGAGUAAUCGACUUGCUCGAUGGCCAAGAUGGCGCCAACUUGUUCUCCCUGUCCAAGCUGCACCUUCAACAGGCCGCCGGCCGAGAGGAAGGAAGCCAUCUCUACAGCCAGCUUCUUGUUCAGAAGAAGCGAUCUGGGGUCGGUUUUGGAAAAUAUGGGAAAACCUAUCUCGAUAUUUGUCCGCUCUUUGAUGAAUAAUGUUUCCAAAAUUGGUGGGCAAACUCCAGUGGCCACUUAGAAGGUGUCUCAUUGACUACUUGGAAAAGACGCUACAGAGGCCACUAAAGCCACUUCUUGAGAGCCGCUAUUUUGCGACUAUAGCAUCACCUAAAAACUCUAGAGUGGUCCCUAUAGAGACGGCCUUUAGGGCCCUUGGGUAACACUUUACCAACUUCUAUAAGAGCCACUAAAGCUUGUAAAACCCUAUAGGGAUCACUUUUUCGGCCUCUACAGGAGCUGUUUUUCACCUUAAUCCCCGUAGGGACUACUCCAAAACUCUUAAAUAUUUAUCGGUACAUUUAUAUCACUUGGACAUCUGAAGAGGCCGUUAAAGUUUAGUCACUUAAGUGGCCACUAAUUCGACAGCUACAAUGGCCUCCAAAACGCCAAAAAUCUAAAAUUUCAACUUAAGCCUGUCCUAGAAGCUCUCAAUAAUUCCCCCAAUCGAACUUUUUUUUCAGAAUUUAAAAUUUAUCUUUUGAAAAAUAAGCUUACAUAAAAACCCUGUAGUGGCCACUAUAGGGAUUUGACGUUUUAGUGGCCACUAUAGUAGUCAAAUUAGUGACCACUUAAUGGGUUAAUAAUUAGUGGCCACUAUAGAGUUCUAAGUACUACUACUAGACUACUAAAAAUCCUAGUGAUCACUUUAGGGGUCAAUGGAUCAACACAACUGGUCCAAUAUGUUUGUUUUAAAAUUAUCAGAGUUACUGGAAAGAAUACUGGAUAAAAAACUACUGAAGUGGCUACUAAAUAGAGAAACACUGCAGAGACCACUCAAACGGAAAAUAGUGGCCACUAUGGAGGUGGGAUUAUUGUCCUCUCCAAGUAGUCCUUGGCGAGCCUCUAUGGUGGCCACUAAACAUUUUCCCAGUAUCCUGGAAACUUGGAAAAAAAGUCAACAGAAAAAUUUUGCGUUUGCUCAUCUUUAAAGGCAUAGGGGCAGUAAAAAAUGGGGUUUCAGGUAAAAGCAGUAUCUUAUAUAGUUUUUCUUUGCGAAUCGAAUGGUGUACUCAAAACAAUUACAGAUGUGACAACUUUAAAAGAAAAACGCGAUUUUACUUUCCCGCCUUUAGUUUUGAAAAAAGCUUUGGAUCGGCCUACGGACAAAUGUUUACAGUAGCCGUGCACGCGAUAUUGCGGACGUCUCAUUAGACUCGCAUUUUGUGAGAAAUAACCGGCUCUCUGCUUCAAAUUAAGGGUUUCUUUUCUGAAAAAAGGUUUAGUCAAACAAAAAACACACACCGAUAAUAAAGGAAACACAAAAUAACGCUAUCCCAAUCGAAACCGAUGUAAAAUCAUCAUUUUUCACCAAAGAAGCAUUUUUGCGAUCAAAGUUUGCAAAUUAUACAUGAAUAGAAAGUUUUUGGGACAAAAAGAACUGUGGUGACAACAGGAAAAAUUGAAAUUUGAAAGAAACGAAGAAAAAAGCGAAAAUCCGGAAGAUGGGAAAGCCUGUUGUCCAUAGAGCAACUUUACUGCAAAGUGCCCUUUUUGCGGGAACUCAAACUUUCUUCUCUCCGACUUUGAAUUAUUUUUUCUCCAGAACUAGGAAGUUCGGUACGUUUUCAAGUUUACCGUUCGAUUCGCAAUGAAAAACUCUACAAAUUACUGCUUUGAACUGAAACCGUUUUUUACUGCCCCUAUGCCUUUAAAUUGGAAUAUUCUUCAGUUCCGAACGCACACGGCCGACGAACUGAAGGCGAUCCUGCAUCAACGGCGGCACCAUGUCGAACUUUCCAACGAGACUCCAGCCAACGAGCCGACUUUUGCCGUAAAUGGACAUUAA
Molecule: messenger RNA, 18059 nt
Organism: Caenorhabditis auriculariae
Lineage: Eukaryota; Metazoa; Nematoda; Chromadorea; Rhabditida; Rhabditidae
Source: the annotation of a GenBank genome assembly